GCUGCCUAGGUUCCUCAUUGUAAAAGUAACUUCAUCUAUAUCUACAUUAUGAUUUAUUUAGGGACCAUCACAAAUACAGUAAUAGCAGAGUUAAAGAUUGUUUAUUACACAUAUUGGCUAACAAAAACUCUUUUUACAGAUUUUUUUUAUAAAAUCCUUAAUCCUUGCAAGUUCCAAAAAUCAGGUUGAAGCGCUGAGUAAAAAUAACAGGAGAAGGUUUAAAAGAACACUCUAGCUGGUCAUGAGGACGGCAAGGCGAGCCAGUACCGUGGAGGUUCCUUCCUUCCUGCGACAGCUGGUGAAGGAGACCGAAAAGAUGGUCACUUUUUUUUUCAAGGGAGGGCAGGAGGAACAAAAAACAGACGAUGAUUCGGACUCUGAAGAUGAUAAUGAUGAUGUGGAGGAGAUACCCAGCCCUUACCUGGAGAGGCCAAUGCUACAGAAGUAUACUGACGAGGGUGAGAGUAAAUGGGGCAUUAGCUACGCCCUGGCCUGCAUGCAGGGAUGGCGCGCACAAAUGGAGGAUGCCCACACGUGCAUGCCCGAGAUGACUAAGGCCCUAUCUGAUUGGAGUUACUUUGCUGUGUUUGAUGGGCAUGCUGGAAAUACUGUGGCUCAAUAUUGCUCCACCCAUCUGCUUGAUCACAUCCUUGCAACAGGUGGCAUAGCUGCAGAGGAAAAUGUGGAACAAGUGAAAGAUAGCAUUCGAGAUGGGUUCCUGGGUAUUGACCGCCACAUGCAUCAACUGGCCCACACCAGUGGCUGGGACCGCAGUGGCUCCACAGCAGCUGCUGUCAUGAUCUCUCCACAAAACAUCUACUUUAUCAAUUGUGGUGACUCACGCACCUUCCUGUGCCGCAACAGACAGGUGGUCUUCUACACUGAGGACCACAAGCCCUGCAACCCACGCGAGAAGGAGCGAAUACAGAACGCAGGAGGCUCAGUCACACUGCAGCGCAUCAAUGGCUCCCUGGCUGUAUCUCGUGCUCUUGGAGAUUUUACCUUUAAGGAGGUGGAGUGGAGGACACAGACAGAGCAGCUGGUGUCUCCUGAACCAGAGGUCUAUGAUCUGGAGCGCUCUCCCAGUGAUGAAUUUCUAGUGGUGGCUUGUGAUGGAGUUUGGGAUGCCAUCAGUAAUGAAGAGCUGUGCGCCUUUGUGCACAACCGGCUUUCAGUGUGUGAUGAUUUGAGAGAAGUCUGUUCGCAGGUCAUUGACCUCUGCCUUUAUAAGGGAAGUCUGGACAACAUGAGCAUCUUCAUCAUCUGCUUCAGUGGUGCUCCACAAGUGACUCCUCAAGCAUUGCAACGAGAGGCAGAGCUGGAAAAAAUCAUAAAUCUUAAAGUUAAAGAGAUCAUUCAACUGAUCAGGUCUAAAAACGAAGAACCUGAUCUGCUUCGUGUAAUGAAGUUUCUGUCGACUGAAAGCAUCCCUGGACUUCCACCAGGUGGUGGCAUCACAAGCAAGAGAGACUGCAUAAUUGCUGCAUACCAGAAAUAUUCAGCAGCUUUCACAACUAUUGAGCCAGUGGAUAUUGGGGGCUCAGAUGAUUCUAACUAGUGGUGGUUUCCUUGGAACCUGUCAGAAGCCUCACAUUGUAUACAUAGCAAAUGUCUUUAUCAUAGAAAACACUUUUUUUUACCAUUGUAAAACAGCAAAAAAGUUUACUCAUUUUGUUUUCUAAUCUAGAUAUAUAUUGAGAACCAUUAACAAAAAUAUAGCUGAUACAGAAAGCAGAAUCUGCAUAAUGUAGAUGUUAACAUUAUAUAUUUAAAGUAAGGUAUCAACACUCACUUGUUCUGGAUAUAGAGGUAAAGACAUUAUAAAGAAUAUCUCAGCAUUGGUAUGGGGCAAAUAGAUAAUGGGAUUAUUAAACUUUACAAUAUGAUGCCAGAGAACUUAAAACUAUCUAGGAAAAGUUUGAAUAUUAGUUAAACACCAGUCAAUACA
Messenger RNA from Clarias gariepinus (North African catfish), 1948 nucleotides. RefSeq names its product protein phosphatase, Mg2+/Mn2+ dependent, 1Na (putative) (gene ppm1na). Lineage: Eukaryota; Metazoa; Chordata; Actinopteri; Siluriformes; Clariidae. The record is from RefSeq and is a predicted model, not a curated record. Gene Ontology annotation, biological process: positive regulation of canonical NF-kappaB signal transduction; protein dephosphorylation; positive regulation of canonical Wnt signaling pathway. Gene Ontology annotation, molecular function: manganese ion binding; magnesium ion binding; protein serine/threonine phosphatase activity. The coding region runs from base 242 to 1558 and encodes 438 amino acids. Gene Ontology annotation, cellular component: cytosol; nucleus. The transcript has 6 exons.